Molecule: messenger RNA, 6527 nt
Organism: Trichechus manatus latirostris (Florida manatee)
Lineage: Eukaryota; Metazoa; Chordata; Mammalia; Sirenia; Trichechidae
Gene: BRPF1
Product: bromodomain and PHD finger containing 1
Exons: 13
Coding region: 2335-5997 (1220 amino acids)
Biological process (GO): regulation of transcription by RNA polymerase II
Cellular component (GO): MOZ/MORF histone acetyltransferase complex
Molecular function (GO): protein binding
Source: RefSeq, a predicted model, not a curated record
AGCGCGGGACGGCUGGGGGCCAGGGUGGCGAGGUCUGUGGUCCCGGAGUUGGGGCUCCAGCUUCCCGGUCCGUCUUUCCCCGCCGGCCUCCCCAAGAGGGGUCGGAGCCCCGGCGGGCGCCCCCGGCGAUGAGCCCGGACUCGAGGUGGCCGGUGAGUGCGGGCCUGGGACCUUGGCGGGAGUGGCCAACGGGAAAGGGGUAAGCUACUUUCGUGGGGGCGCGCACUGAGCUGCACGGUCCGGGUGCCUCUCGGGCCGCUCCAGCCGGGAGAACUGACAGUGCGCUGGCUCCCAGCCGACAUCCAGGGGUAACAUUGUAUCCUUCGGAGCUGCCUGGGCCAAUGGCAGGAGAGGAGCCUUGUUUAACUUGUUACACUUCGACAAAGGGGAAACGCCGCCGCAUCCGGGAGAGAGGGCUGUGGGCACCUCUGGGGCCCGGCCUGGUCCCUCCGGCCCCCGCCCCCUACUUCCUCCGGCCCUCUGAGCUAUGGGAGCAGCUGCAGCCGCCACACUCCUGGGCCCCGGGCCCUCCCCACGGGCUUUCAGGUUAAGUUCUGAUCUCCGUCCCCUCUGCCUCUGCUGCUGCCGGGUCAGAAGCCAGGAUGGCAGAGCCGCAGCGUUCACCGGGGACCCAGCAUCGAAAGAGGAGAGCUUGUUUGUGCUUCCUGUUGGUUUAAAGACACAUCCGCAGAUAGGCAGUGGAAGCGAGUUGGAAUUGAACGUGUAGCUUUACUCAGUGUGGGAGUCAGGGUUUGUUGAGAGAGGGCCUGGAGCAGCCCAUUUGACUGGUUAAGCCUCAGGAGGCCAGAAGCCAAGAGGGGCCACUGUCCGGGAGCUCAGGGUAGCUUUGCCUGGGAUGGAGUCAAUCCCCCAGAUGAAUUGUUGGACUCAACUAGGCCGAGAGAAAUUGGGGCAGUCUGUAACCAAGCUGGGCUUCCUGGGGGCUGGUACCAUCUGCUGUCUCCACUCACCCCGGAACAUUGAGGAGGAGGAAGGGAGGGCCCCUGAGCAACAGCACGGAGCUGAGUGUGUCUGAUUGUCAUGGUCCUGUUAGUAUCCUUAGGACCUUGCACUUAGUAGGCACUCAGUUGAUGUUACACGAAUGGGUGAAGGGUGCAAAUGUAAAACAUGCUACUUACUGGCCCUGACUAAAUGACCUCAGUUUUCACUUGGCUCCUUAGUACAUCCCCCAACUCAGUCCCAGGGCAAGGGCAUAGGCUCCCCCUAAAGGCCUCAGAAAUGAACUGAUUCUUUCUAUAAUCCAGUGAUCCAAGUCCUUCGCCACCUAUUCAAGUUUCUGCAUGGGCUAAUGCUAGCCUGCAUUCCAUCGCUCUCAGCUCCAAAUCCAGUGAUUCCCUCAUUCAGCCAUUCAUUUGACAGGUUAUUCAUUCAUUCACCAAAAACUGAGUGUUCAGUAUAUGCCAGGUACUAAGGAUAUAGAGCCCUAGUGGCACAGUGGUUAAGAGUUCCCAAAAGUCAGCAGUUCAAAUCCACCAUCCACUCCUUGGAAACCCUGUGGGACAGUUCUCCUCUGUCCAUUAGGGUUGCUAUGAGUCAGAAUCGACUCGACGUCAACAGAUUUUUCAAGGAUAUAGAGGUAAGUAGGCACAUCUGCACUGUGCAAGCUCCCAGUCUAGUGAGAGGAGGCAGACAAGUCUCCUUGACAGAUAAGUGCCAUGGUGGAGGUGAGAAUGGGAUGCUGUGGAAGGAAAGCUCCCACAGGAGAGUCAAAGAUGUCAUAACAGAAGAAGUGACCUUUGAGCUGGGUUUUGAAGAACUGAGUAGGAGCUUACAAAUCAGAAAGGAUGGAGGGCAUUCUAAGUAGAAUUCAUUCUACAGGAAUUAAGAGGUUAUUACAUAUUCAGAGAAUGGCCAGUUGCCUGGGAUAAACAGAAGCACAGCUCUACCUGGUAAAGCAUCUGGAAAGGAGGACUAGGGCCAGACGGUGAACGGAGGACUUUGAAUGCCAUCAGAGGAAAUUUGAAUGUUAUCCUGAAGGAAGUGGGGAGCAUCUGGAGGGUUUUAAUCAAGAGAUUGGCAUGAUCGUUGUUAGUUGGUAGAAGGAUCACUCAGGCUGCAUUAUGUGAGAUUUAGCUAGAGGGGGGAGUUUAGACAUAGGGCAGGAUGACCAGGCAAGACGCAGUGAGGUCCCAGACCAGGACCAUGGUGGAAGAGAUGGCAUUUGGAAAUGCUGUAGAGGUGGGAUGGCCAGGACCUGGUGACCUUUGGGAAGGGGGAGGGGGAGGGCAGGAGAAAGUGGGGUCCCUGAUGCAGUGGCCAGGAACCCCUCCCCAGACCUAUGCUAACUGAUAUCUGUGUUCUAGUUGUGACAGCAUGGGGGUGGACUUUGAUGUGAAGACUUUCUGCCACAACCUGCGGGCAACUAAGCCACCGUAUGAGUGUCCCGUGGACACAUGCCGCAAGGUCUAUAAAAGCUACAGCGGUAUCGAGUACCACCUGUACCACUAUGACCACGACAACCCGCCGCCCCCACAGCAGACUCCACUCCGCAAGCACAAGAAGAAGGGACGCCAGUCGCGCCCAGCCAACAAGCAGUCACCCAGCCCCUCGGAGGUGUCACAGUCACCAGGCCGUGAGGUGAUGAGCUACGCACAGGCCCAGCGCAUGGUGGAGGUGGACCUGCAUGGCCGUGUCCACCGCAUCAGCAUCUUUGAUAACCUGGAUGUAGUGUCAGAGGAUGAGGAGGCCCCAGAAGAAGCCCCAGAGAAUGGCAGCAACAAGGAGAACACCGAGACACCGGCUGCCACUCCCAAGUCGGGCAAGCAUAAGAACAAGGAGAAACGCAAGGACUCCAACCAUCAUCACCACCAUAAUGCUUCUGCGAGCGCUACUCCCAAGCUGCCAGAGGUGGUAUACCGAGAGCUGGAGCAGGAUACCCCUGAUGCCCCGCCCCGGCCAACUUCCUAUUACCGGUACAUUGAGAAGUCAGCAGAGGAGCUGGACGAGGAAGUAGAGUAUGACAUGGACGAGGAGGACUACAUCUGGCUGGACAUCAUGAACGAGCGGCGGAAGACAGAGGGUGUGAGUCCCAUCCCGCAGGAGAUCUUUGAGUACCUAAUGGACCGGCUGGAGAAGGAGUCAUACUUUGAGAGCCACAAUAAAGGCGACCCCAAUGCGCUAGUGGAUGAGGAUGCCGUGUGCUGUAUCUGCAAUGAUGGUGAGUGCCAGAACAGCAACGUCAUCCUCUUCUGUGACAUGUGCAACCUGGCCGUGCACCAGGAGUGCUAUGGUGUCCCCUACAUUCCUGAGGGCCAGUGGCUGUGCCGCCGCUGCCUGCAGUCACCCUCCCGUGCUGUGGACUGUGCCCUGUGCCCCAACAAGGGUGGUGCCUUCAAGCAGACAGAUGAUGGGCGCUGGGCCCAUGUGGUGUGUGCCCUGUGGAUCCCCGAGGUCUGCUUUGCCAACACAGUCUUCCUAGAGCCUAUUGACAGCAUCGAGCACAUCCCACCAGCUCGCUGGAAGCUUACCUGCUACAUUUGCAAACAGCGGGGCUCAGGGGCCUGCAUCCAGUGCCACAAGGCCAACUGCUACACGGCCUUCCAUGUGACAUGCGCCCAACAGGCUGGCCUUUACAUGAAGAUGGAGCCCGUGCGGGAGACAGGUGCCAAUGGCACCUCCUUCAGUGUCCGCAAGACGGCCUACUGCGACAUCCACACACCCCCAGGUUCAGCGCGCCGCCUGCCUGCCCUGUCCCAUAGCGAGGGUGAAGAGGAUGAGGAGGAAGAGGAGGAAGAGGGUAAAAGCUGGAGCUCAGAGAAAGUCAAGAAGGCCAAGGCCAAGUCCCGGAUCAAGAUGAAGAAGGCGCGGAAGAUCCUGGCAGAGAAGCGAGCAGCAGCACCUGUGGUGUCGGUGCCCUGCAUCCCACCACACAGGCUCAGCAAAAUCACCAAUCGCCUGACCAUCCAGAGGAAGAGCCAGUUCAUGCAAAGGCUUCACAGCUACUGGACACUGAAGCGGCAGUCACGGAACGGGGUCCCACUUCUACGUCGCCUGCAGACACACCUGCAGUCUCAGAGGAACUGUGACCAAAUUGGGAGAGAUUCUGAGGAUAAGAACUGGGCCCUCAAAGAACAGCUCAAGUCCUGGCAGAGGCUCCGGCACGAUCUGGAGCGAGCUCGGCUGCUGGUGGAACUGAUCCGCAAGCGGGAGAAGCUCAAAAGGGAGAUGAUCAAGGUCCAGCAGAUUGCCAUGGAGAUGCAGCUGACCCCUUUCCUCAUCCUCCUUCGCAAAACCUUAGAGCAGCUCCAAGAGAAGGACACGGGCAACAUCUUCAGCGAGCCGGUCCCUCUGUCUGAGGUAACCGAAUUGGAUGAAGUACCUGACUACCUAGACCACAUCAAAAAGCCCAUGGACUUUUUCACCAUGAAGCAGAACUUGGAAGCUUACCGCUACCUGAACUUUGAUGAUUUCGAGGAGGACUUCAACCUUAUCGUCAGCAACUGCCUCAAGUACAAUGCCAAGGACACCAUCUUCUACCGGGCAGCAGUGCGGCUCCGUGAACAGGGUGGUGCUGUGCUCCGCCAGGCCCGGCGCCAGGCAGAAAAAAUGGGCAUUGACUUUGAGACGGGCAUGCAUAUCCCCCACAGCCUGGCUGGAGAUGAAGCCCCACAUCACACUGAAGAUGCAGCAGAAGAAGAGCGGCUGGUCCUGCUGGAGAACCAGAAGCACUUGCCAGUGGAAGAGCAGCUGAAGUUGCUGCUGGAGCGACUAGAUGAGGUGAAUGCCAGCAAGCAGAGCGUGGGCCGCUCACGGCGUGCAAAGAUGAUCAAGAAAGAGAUGACGGCACUGCGGCGGAAGCUGGCCCACCAGCGGGAGACUGGACGGGAUGGGCCUGAGCGGCAUGGUCCCUCAAACCGGGGCAGUCUGACACCCCACCCAGCAGCCUGCGACAAGGACGGGCAGACAGACAGUGCCGCUGAGGAGAGCAGCAGCCAGGAGACGAGCAAAGGCCUGGGUCCCAACAUGUCCUCAACCCCCGCACAUGAGGUGGGCAGGAGAACCUCAGUUCUGUUCUCCAAAAAGAACCCGAAGACAGCUGGACCGCCCAAGAGGCCGGGCCGGCCCCCCAAAAACCGGGAGAGCCAGAUGACCCCCAGCCAUGGAGGCAGUCCUGUGGGGCCCCCCCAACUUCCCAUCAUGGGCUCCCUCCGUCAGCGCAAGCGGGGUAGGAGCCCCCGACCCAGUUCGAGUUCAGACAGCGACAGUGAUAAGUCCACAGAAGACCCCCCAAUGGACUUACCAGCUAAUGGCUUCAGCAGUGGAAACCAGCCAGUGAAGAAGAGUUUCCUGGUAUACCGUAAUGACUACAACCUUCCCCGGAGCAGCUCAGACUCUGAGUCUAGCAGCAGUAGCAGCAGCAGCGCUGCCUCAGACCGAACCAGCACAACGCCCUCAAAACAAGGCCGGGGCAAGCCCUCCUUCUCUCGGGGCACGUUCCCAGAGGACAGCAGUGAGGAUACCUCAGGCACUGAGAACGAGGCCUACUCCGUGGGCACUGGCCGCGGCGUGGGCCACAGCAUGGUGAGGAAGAGUCUGGGCCGGGGAGCUGGCUGGCUGUCGGAGGAUGAGGACUCCCCCCUGGACGCUCUGGACCUUGUGUGGGCCAAAUGCAGAGGGUAUCCAUCAUACCCGGCUCUGAUCAUUGAUCCAAAGAUGCCCCGGGAGGGUAUGUUCCACCAUGGGGUUCCCAUCCCUGUGCCCCCACUGGAGGUGCUGAAACUUGGGGAGCAGAUGACCCAGGAAGCCCGAGAGCAUCUCUACCUCGUCCUCUUCUUUGACAACAAGCGAACCUGGCAGUGGCUGCCCAGGACCAAGCUAGUUCCUCUGGGGGUGAACCAGGACCUGGACAAGGAGAAGAUGCUGGAGGGCCGCAAGUCCAACAUCCGAAAGUCAGUGCAGAUCGCCUACCACAGGGCUCUGCAGCACCGCAGCAAGGUGCAGGGUGAGCAGAGCAGCGAGACCAGUGAUAGUGACUGAUGUUGCCCAGCACAGCCCAACCCACAGUGUCCUGCGACCUCUCUCCUCCCCUCUGCUCACUAUCCUGGAAUGGCACCGGCCUCUGCACUGACUCAUUCCUGGUCUUGGGGCCAGUCUCAGGGGAAGCUGGGCGGGGGAGGUCCCUCCCGCUCUAAGUGCAGCUGGACUGUACAGAAUACUCCAAGGGCCCAUGGCGGCUCUGGGCAAGUAGAGGGGUGGUCCACAGGCCAGAAAGAGCCCCAGAGACCUCAUGGCAUUAUAGGGCAUGGUGGUGGGCCAAGGUUAGGACACUGCAUAAAACAGGCCAUCCUACCACCUCUGUCUACUCGUGCCAGGAGACUCCGUAACUGCCUAGAGGCCUGAGGCCCCUGCAAGUGGUGUGGUGAGCGGGCAUCUGCCCAGCCUAGCAGUGGGAUUGAUGUCUGUCCAGCCUGGAAGAGGGGCACUAGGUGACCCCCUCCCCUGCUGUUGUAAAUACUGUAAUUAGCGGAGAAUUUAAAUUAUUCUCAUUUGUAACUGCGUUUCCCGGU